Molecule: messenger RNA, 1815 nt
Organism: Orbilia oligospora ATCC 24927
Lineage: Eukaryota; Fungi; Ascomycota; Orbiliomycetes; Orbiliales; Orbiliaceae
Exons: 1
Coding region: 1-1815 (604 amino acids)
Source: RefSeq, a predicted model, not a curated record
AUGAGGGAGCGGAUUAGGCGAUACAUCCCGAGCUUUAAGCAAAGGAAUCUGGAUGGCCAGGGGCGUGGAUCGCGAGCGACUUUCUUGGAUGCGACGGGAGAUGAAAGGGAUGGGACACCGACAGCCAACGAGCGCGAUAUGGAAACCGCGCUUGCGAGAGUGCGACAGCUGGAGAGGAGGAGAGAUAAGGGUCCAGCCGCGGGCCAGAGGCAUCGGCGGCGCAAUGUGGUAGUGGCUAAGCGACAAGAAACCGAGAGUGAUCCAACUCCCUUACCUGUCAUUGUCAGCGAAAUAGUGGAUAGGAAUAGGCCUGUUGGUGUCGCUGGUGCGACAGUUACAGUCUCAAUUGGACUGUCGUUACAGAUCACCACGAUUUCGUUAGAGGGGUCGACUUUUGUUAGUGUUAGUUCAUCAUGGUUUACAUUCGAUGCGACUGGUGGAAUCAGCAGUGCGGAACCAACAUCGACGCCCGGUGCAUUGACGACGGCGACGACAACGUGGACCGAGAGCACGUCGACAGCGGAUUCUUCAUCGCCAAUAGAAACAUCUACCGCUCUUACAUCUUCGUCAUUAGAUUUAACUUCGGGAUAUCCGACGCCUAUCAGUCCUCUGACAACAUUUACAACGUUCCCUACCUCAACAUCGGCCACACCCGCUGCGUUCGACGAAGCGACAGUAUCGCUUGGUGAACUUCCCGUUGUUUAUCCUACGACGUUAUCGGCGUCAAUGGUUCCCUCUAGGAAUAUGACAGCCCAUGGGAUACUGAGGACUGAGACCACUGUGCGUAAAACAUCGACAUCGCUCGAAACCUCAACUACCUCUCGUCCAUCCUCUCGCCGUACAUCAUCAUCGACAUCGACAUCGACAUCGACAUCGUCACCUUACUCAUCAACACGGAUAUCCACCUCGAUUGAAGUAGCUGUCUCGACAAUAUAUCCCGCCGAAAGCGAACCUACCACACCACUUGACUCACCAACUUCGGUUGAAAGCCCAGAUGCUGGAUUGGGUUCUAAUAGCGGAAACCAACCUGCCAAUGAAAAUCUCCCACCGAUCCUCGGUGGCGUUUUUGGCGGUUUGGCGGGUAUUAGUUUGGUGUUAUGGGCGCUACUUUUUUUGUUGCGAAAAAGACGGAGGACUAGCGAAAGAACCGUCGGAAUCUUGGGUCCCGGAACAAGAGGUGGCCACCACCGUGCGAUUUCGGCGGAAACCGGGGCUGGAUCUGUGGGAGGGAUGUCGCAGGCCCGAACCUCAUUAAUGCCUACAUUACUAGGGGCUGGUGGUUUAUUCGGUCGGUCCUCAGCUGAUACAGCUGCCGAGCCGGCUGAGAGGGGGUUCGUUAAGAUAUCUGGAAGGAAGCUACCAUCUAUGUAUGGCGGCGAUGACAUGGUCCCUGCUAGCAUCGCCGUGGCUAAUGCCAGGGCAUCGGUAUCCGAGACCGGUAGCCGGAAUGUCAGUGGCGGAACCCAUCAUGCGGGAGGGGCAUCGAGCAGUGCAAGAGGAUCGUUUUAUCAAGAUGAUGACAUCCUGCACGCUCCAACACCCAGCCCCUUCCACCCAGGUGCAGCGCGAACAGCUAUGAGGUCUGGGUCUCCGGCGCAUGUGAGUCGCAUAUCCGAAGAUGAGCCUGUACUCGCUCAGGCCCGGCGACCGCCCCCACCCACCACCACCACCUCUCGUCAACGAACCGGAGGGAAGUUCGAGAUAUCCAACACCCCCACCGGGAGCCGUCCGUCGAAUGCAUUCGUUGAUUGGACCCGAUGGUGUCGGUCGCAGUCUUGCCAGCCAGGACGGCAGCAAGACAUCGAGGUUCACUGA